Molecule: messenger RNA, 1054 nt
Organism: Pistacia vera
Lineage: Eukaryota; Viridiplantae; Streptophyta; Magnoliopsida; Sapindales; Anacardiaceae
Exons: 5
Coding region: 200-1054 (284 amino acids)
Biological process (GO): mRNA splicing, via spliceosome
Cellular component (GO): U12-type spliceosomal complex
Source: RefSeq, a predicted model, not a curated record
AACAAAGCUCAGGUGGUCUGUCAGCAAAUCUUUGCUGUUUGUUGAGGGAGAAAAAAAACCCUAGAAACUUACAUUCCCAUAACAGUUCUCUUUGUUCAAUUCCAAAACAAACAGCCCGAACUUCAUUUCUAAUUGUUUUAAGAAACAAAGACAAAAACAAAUAAAGAAAGUCGUAACUGAUACAGAGUGCGUAGUGCUAAUGGUGCGCGCUUUGGUAGAGCGACGAUGCGUGGAUUCGGUGACGAUUAACGACGGUGAUGAUCAUGAUCGCGAUUUUUAUGAGUCUGAUGAUGAUUAUGAUUAUGAAGGUUGUGUUGGACGGAAGCUAACGUAUAUUAGGCUUCCUCAGACUCAGCUCAGUCUCUCUGUUUUGAAGCUCGACGGUUCUUUCUUCGAUGUGCAUGUUGCGAGGAAUGUUACAGUGGCGGAGCUUAAAGAAGCCGUAGAGGAAGUUUUUGCUUUGUCCCCAAGGGACAGUCAAGGAAAAAUUUCAUGGAUGCAUGUUUGGGGACACUUUUGCUUAUCCUAUGAAGGUCAAAAGUUGGUUAAUGACAAAGCUCGAAUUCAGGAUUUUCGGAUCAAGGAUGGCGAUCAGAUUGACUCUGAAAAUAUGAUCACAGACUACAGUUCUGGAUUAUUUGUAGCAUUAGUAGUAGCUCAAAUGGAACUGAAAGCUUUUUAUAUAAGGUCAUCAUCAGGAUCAGAUGCUCUUGAAGAGAUGAGACAUACUUAUCUUGCUGAUAAAGAAAAUUAUUUAGAAAAUCAAGAAGUAAGCUCAUCAUCAGGAUCACAUGGUUGUGGAGAGAAGAGACAUCCUGGUCUCGCUUAUGAAGAUAGUUUACGAAAUCAAGAGGACAGCUACAACUACUAUAAUUAUGAACAUGUGGAGGAAAUGCCUGCGCCAGAGUUCAAGUUGGCUCACUUCCUAAGAGGGUGGUUGUCAUACACCAGAUUGUGGGGUGUUUCAAGAAGGACAUCAGAAGGCAAGAGCCGUCCUUCCAGAUUCGCUCGACAUCGCUUAGCAGGUGCACACAGCAAUAUGGUACAGCUUUGA